GUCGACGGGUAGCCACGCUUGGAAGUGUGACCGCAGUUGUCCGCUCGUCCGCAGAGGCGUCGCGAUGGUGCCCCGGGAGCGCGCUGUCCUGGCGGUGCUGCCGCUGUUCGCGGCGCAGGUGACCAUGGCAACCGGGGAGACCCGGUGUAAACCGGGCGAGUAUGAGGUUACCGGCCUUUGCCACUCCAGCAAACUCUGCCCGGCUGGCCACUACGUCAGCAAAUACAUAGACCAGGACCACAGCAUCAGAGAGUGCAGGGAGUGCGAGUCUGGAACCUUCCGGGCCCACCCCAGUGAGGAGAGCAGCUGCGUGCCGUGUUCCCAGUGCCGGGAGGAUCAGGAGGUGGUGACUGAAUGCUUCCCAACCAGCGACCGGCUAUGCCAGUGCAAGCAGGGCAGCUUCUACUGCGACUCCAAGCACUGCACGGAGAGCUGCUUCCGGUGCAAAAGGUGUGAAGACAGCACCAUCCUUCAACCCUGCAACGCCACAAGGGAUACAGUUUGCGCCGUAAAAAUUCAUCCAGAGGCUGGAAACCUAAAGUGGUUGUGGAUCCCCCUUGCUGUGGCUAUGGGCCUUUCCAUCGCCACGGCCAUCAUCAUCGCCACCUUUCGCCACUAUAGAAGAAGAGCUGCGUGGUUUUUCCAGUCGGUUGUCGGUUUUGUGAAACAAAAUCCAAAGGAGCCAGGCAGCCCUUCACCUAGAAGCAGCCAGCCCAAGGAGAUGCAGAUGCCCAUUGACCUUGAGAGGGGCCAACCAGCCCCUGGUGUGGAGACCAGGCCGCUGUCGGAGGUGGAGGACUCAGCCCUGGCGCCCAAGGCCAGGACCCGCCUGGGGCCCUCCAAGGACGCUGGGGAAAUCUUUGAGCUACAGGAGCUGGGGGCCAAAGGAAGUCCAGCAGCCCCAGAGCAGACACUACAACAGACUCAAGCUCCCGAGGCCCCCAGGCCCCCAGGCCAAGCAGAGGUGUCCCCUUCCCUCCGCAGCCUGGAGCAGGAAGACAAUCUGACCCUGCCCACCUGUGAAUGGCUGCAAGAAAGAAGAAAUUCAUGCAUCCCCUCCUCAAGGAUGGUCAUUCCAGGAGAUGAUUUGCAAGACUGAUGGUCCUCUUUACUUCCCCACCGCCUCUCCCUCUCUAUUCUGCCUUUUUACUUUACUUCCCUGUCUGAUUCUAUAAAAGAAACUGGAAUCCAGACCCUGAUAAGGUGGUUAUUUUGAGACAUAAGUCUGCCAUCUUCUCGGUCUGCCGGCUUUCCGAAUAAAGUCGUAUUCUUUGUCUC
Molecule: messenger RNA, 1278 nt
Organism: Balaenoptera musculus (blue whale)
Lineage: Eukaryota; Metazoa; Chordata; Mammalia; Artiodactyla; Balaenopteridae
Product: tumor necrosis factor receptor superfamily member 26-like
Exons: 10
Coding region: 65-1099 (344 amino acids)
Biological process (GO): TRAIL-activated apoptotic signaling pathway; positive regulation of apoptotic process
Cellular component (GO): plasma membrane; cell surface
Molecular function (GO): protein binding
Source: RefSeq, a predicted model, not a curated record